Molecule: messenger RNA, 3260 nt
Organism: Salvelinus fontinalis (brook trout)
Lineage: Eukaryota; Metazoa; Chordata; Actinopteri; Salmoniformes; Salmonidae
Product: eukaryotic peptide chain release factor GTP-binding subunit ERF3A-like
Exons: 14
Coding region: 912-2666 (584 amino acids)
Biological process (GO): translation
Cellular component (GO): translation release factor complex
Molecular function (GO): translation release factor activity; GTPase activity; GTP binding
Source: RefSeq, a predicted model, not a curated record
UCCUCUCCCUAGAGUACAACGUUGCAGUGUUUGUCACCAAUCAGAUGACUGCAGACCCUGGAGCUGGGAUGUCGUAAGUGACUAACCUGAUGUAGUGACUAGGGGUCGGUUUGGAAUUGGACGGAAACUCACUCACUUGGCUAAAGUUCUAACAUGUUUUGGCCUGUAAUUCUGAUCUGAGGGUUUCUCUUGUCUUUGUCAGGUUCCAAGCUGACAGGUAAUUUGUCUUAAAGUUCACUUACUCAAUAUAUGUUCUCAUUAUUCCUUAGUAAUAAAUCAUUGUAAAGAAGUGGUCAAAUAGGAUUUUCUCACCUAUAGAGAAAGAUCUACCUCCUCUCAUAGAUUCAUUAUUUUCCAUGGUCUCCUGCAGUCCUGAGAUGCCUGAAAACGAGGCCACUUUCGCCAUCACUCCGGGAAUUGCUGAUGCCAAAGAGUGAAAGACCCUCAUGGAUUCACCAUUAGGCAGCUUUUUUCAAAUCAUAACUGAUUUGAAUACUUAUACUGUUUCUCUGUACUAUUUAAUGUUAGAAUGUUUGUUGUUGGGUUUUGUAAAAUACAGGAUGUGUAUACUCUGAUUAGUAUACUGUUUUUAAUGUUCAUAUUUACCGGUUUACUGAGUGGAGCUAGACAGCUUUACGUUCAACCCCACCUUCCAGAAUGCAUUAUUCUGUAGUUCCAUUACCCCCUCGAGGAGCCAUCCUAGCGGUUCGUUGUGGAACUGUAGGUUUACGUCUCUCUCUCUCUCGUCGGUCUCGUCUCCGUGAGACACCGGCUCACCAUAUGCCUCCCAAAACAAGACACAGUGAAGCAUCGCGAAUUAUUUUAACAUAAGUAGCUAGAUAACAGAACGGACAUCAAGCCAGUUGCGUUUUUCACAGUCAAGCCAGCUAGCUAGCUUAGCUAACUCUGCCAUGGACCCGCGAGACACAGCCCCGGAUUCGUGGGAGCAGGAGGAGGAUGCCGAGGCCCGAGCCGCCGCGGGACUCCAGUCCGCUCUCGCCGCUCUCAACGUCAAUGCCAAGCCGUUUGUCCCGAAUGUCAACGCGGCGGUGUUUGUACCGACCUUCUUUCAAAGCAGCCCCACGGAAAUCCCAAUAUCCGACGGUCACGGUGCUGACCCAGUUGCCAGCAUGGAGCUGUCAGAAACAGUUGCUCCAGUGGAGAACGGAGGAGGGACAGAAGCAGACAUGAUGGUGGAGGUGGAGACGUGGGAGCAGAAAGAGGAGCCCGGGGAAGGAGAACCAGGAGGAGGGGGAGCCCUGGGAGGAGAGGGGGGUUCCAGUGAGGAGGUGCAGGGAAAUGAGGAGGAGGAGAUGAUGGAAGAGGAGGAGGAGCUGCCCAUGCUCAAAGUAAUCCCCCUCCCACCAGACGCCCCGAAGAAGGAGCAUGUCAAUGUGGUGUUCAUCGGGCAUGUGGAUGCUGGUAAAUCAACUAUUGGAGGUCAGAUCAUGUAUUUGACAGGAAUGGUAGAGAAAAGAACACUGGAGAAAUAUGAAAGAGAAGCCAAAGAAAAGAACAGAGAAACAUGGUACCUGUCCUGGGCUCUGGACACCAACCAGGAGGAGAGAGACAAGGGGAAGACGGUGGAGGUGGGGAGAGCCUACUUUGAGACAGAGAAAAAGCACUUUACUAUCCUGGAUGCCCCCGGCCACAAAAGCUUUGUCCCCAACAUGAUCGGUGGGGCGUCACAGGCUGACCUGGCAGUGCUGGUGAUCUCGGCCAGAAAAGGAGAGUUUGAGACAGGCUUUGAGAAGGGGGGUCAGACGCGGGAGCACGCCAUGCUGGCCAAGACGGCUGGAGUCAAACACCUCAUCGUCCUCGUCAACAAGAUGGACGACCCCACUGUCAGCUGGAGCUUGGAAAGGUAUGAGGAAUGUAAAGAGAAGUUGGUGCCAUUUCUGAAGAAGGUGGGCUUCAACCCAAAGAAGGACAUCUACUUCAUGCCUUGCUCUGGGCUGACGGGAGCCAACCUGAAGGAGCCCAUAGAGGAGUGCACAUGGUACACGGGGUUGCCAUUUAUCCCACAUCUGGACAGCCUGCCAAGCUUCAACAGAAUCACAGAUGGCCCUGUCAGAUUACCCAUCGUAGACAAAUACAAGGAUAUGGGCACUGUGAUCCUGGGGAAGCUGGAGUCUGGGUUCAUUGCCAAAGCCCAGCAGCUGGUCAUGAUGCCUAACAGGCACACAGUGGAGGUGCUGAGCCUGCUGUCUGACGAGGUGGAGACAGAUGAAGCUGUUCCUGGAGAGAACUUGAAGCUAAGGCUGAAGGGCAUCGAGGAGGAGGAGAUCCUGCCUGGCUUCAUCCUCUGUAAUGCUGAGAACCUCUGCCACUCCGGACGCACUUUUGACGCUCAGAUUGUCAUCAUUGAGCAUAAAUCCAUCAUCUGCCCAGGUUACAACGCAGUCCUACACAUCCACACCUGUAUUGAAGAAGUACAAAUCACAGCCUUAAUCUGUCUAGUGGACAAGAAGACCGGUGAGAAGAGCAAGACGCGACCUCGCUUUGUCAAACAGGACCAGGUGUGCAUCGCCCGGCUACGUUGUGCUGGAACCAUCUGCCUUGAGACCUUCAAAGACUUCCCACAGAUGGGGAGGUUCACCCUACGAGAUGAAGGCAAAACCAUUGCUAUUGGCAAAGUGCUGAAGCUGGUACCAGAGAAGGACUAAUGUGAAGCAGCAUGGAAUCCUGGGACAGUUGUCAUGAAAGAGAAGGAAGCUGCUGACGCCUACCUAGCCAGCCACCCCCUCUUACAUACCACUAUCUGUUGAAGACGAGGAGGAGAACAAAUCAUGUUUGAAAAUAAAGAAGAAACUUAAAAAAGUGACUGAAUCAGUUUUUAUGAUGAACAAUGUUAAUGAAAGACAAGUCCAGUGUGUCAGCUUUCUCAUAUUGAGAGCUCAGCUAUGCCACUAAUGUAGCCACUACCCUUUCCCAGGCCAACCUCACUCUGUGCUGGUCCACCUUUUGUUUUGGAAAUGGGAAUGUAUGCGUUGUGACUUCGUUUGGAAAGGAAGGGACUAGCGUUGCAUCCGGUUGCAUCAUGUUUGGACCAUAAUUAGCUAGUUAUACGCAUUCAAAUCCCAAAUAUUAUACCGAAAUGGUAAUAUUUUGGUUGUAGGUAUCGCCAUACCAAAAUCAUAAUCUGGUAUGUUCACACGCACACAAUGAAACAAACAUGGUUCCUGUUGUGAACGUGUGUUGUCAUGUUACCAAUCAACAACAAUGAAAAUAAAGUAUCAAACUGAGAGAGAAAAAUUAAA